UUUUUGGUUUUGUGAGGGCAUAGUCUGUUGAGAAGCCAUGUUUAUGCUGGCUGCUUUUGUGACAACUGCCACUCUUCUGAUGUUUAAAGACUCUUAUUUAACCGGCCGGGAACUGUAGCCCUGGUCACAAGUCCGCGAUGAAAAAAGGAGAGAGGUUUCGGAGGGCACAGGAAGCGCUGGCUGCGACCUUCGCAUAGGAGGAUUCCAAACAUCCGUGAAUCAAAAUCCACCAGCAGCGGUUUAUUCUCCCGCUAGCUGCGGUCCCUUCCCCGGAGGCAAUCUGGCGGCCCUUCGGCUAGAGGCGGAGGAGAAGGAACUGGGGGCCAUGGCCUGGGUGCUGAAGAUGGACGAUGCCACCAUCGAGUCAGGGCUGGUACACGACUUCGAUGCCAGUCUUUCGGGCAUCGGGCAGGAGCUGGGGGCUGGCGCAUACAGUAUGAGUGAUGUGCUGGCCCUGCCAAUCUUUAAACAGGAGGACUCCAGUCUUCCUUCAGACUGUGAGAGCAGCAGUCUCAACCCUCCCUUCCAGUACGUUCUCUGUGCUGCCACCUCCCCUGCUGUCAAACUACACGAUGAGACACUCACCUACCUGAACCAAGGCCAGUCUUAUGAGAUCCGUAUGCUGGACAACCGAAAGCUGUCCGAGUUACCAGAGAUUAACAACAAGAGUGUCAAGAGCAUCGUUAGGGUGGUGUUUCAUGACAGAAGACUCCAGUACACAGAGCACCAGCAACUGGAGGGGUGGAAAUGGAAUCGCCCUGGAGACCGUCUCCUAGAUAUCGACAUCCCCCUGUCAGUGGGUAUUGUGGAGGCGAAGGCCAACCCCGCUCAGCUCAACGCUGCCGAAUUCCUCUGGGACCUCAACAAGAGAGCCUCCGUGUUUGUGCAGGUUCACUGCAUCAGUACAGAGUUCACCCCUAGAAAGCAUGGAGGAGAGAAGGGAGUUCCCUUCAGGAUCCAGAUCGACACUUUCAGACAGGGAGACAACGGAGAGUACACUGAACACCUCCACUCUGCCUCCUGCCAAAUCAAAGUCUUCAAGCCAAAGGGGGCAGACAGGAAACAGAAGACUGACAGAGAGAAGAUGGAGAAACGAACGUCUCAGGAAAAGGAGAAGUACCAGCCCUCCUACGACACAACCAUACUAUCAGAGAUGAGGCUGGAGCCCAUCAUAGAGGAGGCAGGAGACUAUGAGCUGAAGAAGUCCAGCAAGCGGACGCUGCCGGCUGACUGUGGGGACUCGCUGGCCAAGAGAGGCACUUGUUCUCCGUGGCCUGAUGCCUACAUCAGCUCUCCCCAGACAGCUGGCCCCUCUUUCUCCUCUACACCGCUCUCCACAUACACUGCCUCCUCUGUACCUGACAGUGGCCCCUCGUCGCCCAAUCACCAGACAGACCCUGUCAGCCAAGUCGUCACAGAGCAGCUCAGUCCUACAGCUACCAUCAAGGAGGCUCAGAAGUGGCUUGUCAAGAACCGCUUCAACACAUAUGCACGACUCUUCUCCCACUUCUCAGGUUGUGACUUAAUGAAGUUGACCCGGGAUGACCUGGUUCAGAUCUGUGGAGCUGCUGAUGGAAUCAGACUCUUCUACACACUCAGAUCCAGGUCGGUGCGUCCCAGGUUGACCAUCUAUGUGUGUCAGGAGGGUGAUGUGGAGAGCCCCCUGCUGGAGAGACGCUGCGACAGCGAGAACGGAGAGCACAGUGACUCACCUAACUUAUAUGUAUACCAUGCUCUAUACCUGGAGGAGCUGACGGCUGCUGAGUUGAUCAGGAAGAUGGCGUGUGUGUGUGGUGUUCCACUGGGACAGAUCAACCAGGUCUACCGACAAGGACCCACAGGAAUACACAUACUGCUGAGUGACCAGGUGGUUUAUAACUUACCUGAUGAGAGCUGCUUUCUCAUUGGCACACUCAAAGAUGAAACGGGGGAGGGGCUCCACCUGGUUUUGAAGUAGCGAUGGAGGACGAGAGCGUGAUGACAUCACUGAAAACUCCUCCCUCUGUGAAUAGCAGAGCAGUCUCCCUCCCUCCCUCUCUCUCUCCUAUCGUUCAGAUUGCUAUGUGUAAGGCAGAAGGACAGAGGGACUGAACUGAAGCCAUGUUAACGUUAGAAUCUGACGCGGGUGUGACCACUGUUUCAUAUUGAAAACACUAUUACUGAGGGGGAGAGAGGGAGGCUUGUGGCGUGUUUUAUUCUCUCCAUUUCUUUAUAGUUUUAUAAGUGGGGAGGGGUAGGCUGCCCCCCACAGAGAGGCUCAUAGAGGCAGUGCUUUAGGCUUCAGCCAGGGCUAGGCCAGUAGUCAGUGCUGUAAUGCCAUGUGACUUGAACAUACAGAUUGAUGGACAGACGGACCCCAGACGUUUGAUCUCUUUUGCUUUGACUGAGACUCGACCACUUUCACGGAAGCAGAGCUGGCAACUAAUAAACUCAAACAGAACAAACUGUCUAGAACAUGUCAGUCAUUCCUCUGAGGGCCAAAUGUCUGCAGAGUUUUGCUCCACCCUUGUACUUUAUUGGUGAAUUAAGGUCAGUAAUUAGUAAGUAACUUCCCUCACCUGGUUGUCUAGGUCUUAAUUGAAAGGAAAAACCUGCAGACACUCGGCCCUCCCAGGAAUGAGUUUGACGCUGAUCUUGAACAACAGUCUCUGUGUGGUUGUGUAUAUUGUGUAGAACACAGUAGUCUAGAUAUGAACGUUCUAGAUCUGUUCCCAGACAUUCUAGAACUAGUGAGGAUGGGGGUCCUCUUAGCCAAUCAAGUCAAGAUUUGACUGUUAGGCGUGUUAGCAUUCUGUUAGCCAGUGUCGAACAGGGCCUGUUCUGGUUCAUGUAUCAUAUGAACCAAGUCUGAUACCAUAAUAUACAGCCUGCUUUCAUAGACUAGACACAGUAAAUGUAAAUCCGGGACACUCAAAUUAGUAUGAUACACGACAUGACCAAAAGUAUGUGGACACCUGCUCGUCAAACAUCUCAUUCCAAAAUCAUGGGCAUUUAAUAUUGAGUUGUCCCCACCCCCUUGCUGCAAUAACAGUCUCAACUCUUCUGGGAAGGCUUUCACCUAGAUGUUGGAAUAUUUCUGCAGGGACUUGCUUCCAUUCAGCCACGAGCAUUAGUGAGGACAGGCACUGAUAUUGGGCUAUUAGGCCUGGCU
Oncorhynchus tshawytscha (Chinook salmon) is the source of this 3151-nucleotide messenger RNA. It is a transcript of the gene ubp1, whose product is annotated as upstream binding protein 1. Lineage: Eukaryota; Metazoa; Chordata; Actinopteri; Salmoniformes; Salmonidae. Gene Ontology annotation, biological process: regulation of transcription by RNA polymerase II. The transcript is spliced from 17 exons. Gene Ontology annotation, molecular function: RNA polymerase II cis-regulatory region sequence-specific DNA binding; DNA-binding transcription activator activity, RNA polymerase II-specific. Bases 326 to 1957 code for a protein of 543 amino acids. The record is from RefSeq and is a predicted model, not a curated record. Gene Ontology annotation, cellular component: nucleus.